AUGAUUGACUGGCAGGACCCUCCCGGCCUCGAUCAAUACCUCGAACCAAAGAGCUUUAAUUGGGCCGCCGUCUCAAAGAUGGACAACCUCAAGCGAGGCCCCGUACGAGACAUCGGGAGCUGGAGAUCAGCAAAAGAGUCAAGUAUAUCUUCGCAGUGGUACAUGUCUACCAACUUCUCCACGUACUUCACAAAUGAGGUUGAGAUUGUCCAGGGGCACCGCUACGACUUUACCUACGCCGUGUUGCGAAACCCGGAGCUAAUGCCAAAGGCGUUUGAGCUGGGGGUCGACCGCAUCAAGUGCCGGAUAUGCUGCGCCUUCCACAUGCUGUUCAGAAUGACGGAGAAGUUUGAAACGCAGAUGAACGAGCUUCUGACGAGUCUGGGUGCGCCGCAGAAGACCGUCGGUGCCAUACAGAUCCGGGCGAAAUCCCACAACGUUCAAGAGGCGGUGAAAUACGUGGACGCAUUCAUAAAGUGUGCCGGAAAAGCAGGGAAAGGCCUCAAGAUGCCGGGCAAGAUCUCAUGGGUCCCUAUCUUCAACAACAGACUGGUGGUGCACAUUGUCCACAAGAAGUACGGAGACAAGCUGAAGAUACCGAUAAAUAUUGACACUGCCACUCGCACUGUUCACACACACUUGGGUAACCUACCGGUCGAUACUGAGCUAGAGGUCGCAAAGGCAGUCCAGGAGCGAACAUUCAAAGAGUUCUUUCUGACAAUAAACUCGACUGUUCUGAUACGAAAGAAGGGUUACGAAGGAUCGUUUGGAAACAUUGCCGAUGCUAUACGACGAUUCUAUCACGAACUGGGUUCGGUCCACACGUUUCUGGUAGGGAACACAUGCAGCAAGUUUCCAGACACUUACAAAAUAGAAUAG
Molecule: messenger RNA, 879 nt
Organism: Geodia barretti
Lineage: Eukaryota; Metazoa; Porifera; Demospongiae; Tetractinellida; Geodiidae
Source: the annotation of a GenBank genome assembly